This is a messenger RNA of Bursaphelenchus xylophilus (pine wood nematode), 2797 nucleotides long. The record is from the annotation of a GenBank genome assembly. NCBI's taxonomy places the organism in Eukaryota, Metazoa, Nematoda, Chromadorea, Rhabditida, Aphelenchoididae.
AUGCCCGGAAUGUUCGAUUAUUUGAAUGACGACCCCGUACUCCAUGAACAAGAUGAUCCUGUGCUUCCGGAGUUCGUGAACGAUUUUCUUUCGGGUAAGUACGAUAUAAUGUAUUGGUCUGGUACUUUUAACUAUAUUGUGUAUUAAAAUUAUAUUUGCAGCCGAUGUGAUGAUGGACACGUUUGAUGAGGACAGUCUUUUCUCGACUCUGAACAACGCCACGGAAGCUCAUGUGGCCGAAGAUCAUUGUUAUGCCGGAUUCGAGGUGAGCAACUCCCCCAUCAGCUCGGAAGGGUCUUCUCCUUCUUCCUCCAGCUCUAUGGGAAUAUCCAAUGCUGACUCGGACUAUUGUUCACCCGGGGGCUCAUUCCCAAGUGAAAGCCCAGUAUAUGACGGCGUGAAAGGAAUCAAAUUCGAGCCCGAUUAUGGAUACGUAGAGCCCCCACAACCAGUGCCCAUGACUAAAGUUGUGAGAGUGCAGCAUAAGAGGCAGAUCGGGAGGGUCAACAACACCUCUCAAAGGGCACGACUCAGCUUCGGUAAGGUUGAGCUUUAUUUUCCUUUGCCACAAACAAUAGGGCGGCUGCACUGUUAAGAAAAAAGAUGAUUGCUUUAAAACUUUUGUGCCAUUUCAUGGUUGUCACAAUCAGCAGACUCUAGAUUCCAUUUUUUCUUUUUCUGCCGCUUAAAAAUACUCGCAAGGUCGUUGCGCAAUCGAUUGGUGUAUUUGUAGGUCAAUGUCGUUUGUUUCGAUUACAAAAAUGUUUUUUGUUGAGGUUAUUUUCAUGAAUAUGCUAGGAACAGUUUGAACGAGAGUUUAUGACGGAUAAAGUCCUUAUGGUUAGACUACAUAGAUAUUACGCAUUCAAAAUUUACGGGUAUCUGACCUCUUACUAAUCCGAGGGGCCGUCGAUUGAAUACGUCAAUGUUUACAAUCGGUUUAAGAGAUCACCUGGCUCUCGAGAUGAGCACAAAGAAGUCCAAAUUCUUUAUUUACACUCUUGCGCAACUGCCUGUGGUCUCCGGUGCGAACUUGUACCGGCUGACCGGAUCGCCGCGAGCCCCCGAAAAACGAUGAAAUAAAUGUUGGGAAGUGUGAAAACCUUGAGAUUCGAAUCAAAAAAAGAGUCAGCGGACAGCAGAAUACUGUAAAUCCCAUUGUUUAUAUCACUCAAACAUCCGGCAUUAGAUCAACCAAAGUGCCAUUUUUUGUUUAUUUAGCGCCCUUAAAAAGUUCUGAACCACUUUUCAGACGUAGGGAAGAUUUUUUUUUGAUUUAUUUGCCUAGGCCACUGCUUCCGUCUCCAUUUAAAGAUUGACAGGCUGUUCCGCUUUUAUCUUUGUUUUUUUCUGUGUAAUAUAAAAACCAGAAGGGGUCGCAUUCCGGAAAACGCUCUAGGAACAGCGCAGAUUUGAAUCUAAUUUUCAGAAAACGAUAAAACAAAAAAAAUGACAGGAAAGUAGCAGAACGCUUGACAAUUCACUAUACAUCGUAAUUGAACAAAUUUUUCUUUAGCUCCGGCGACAUUCCAUUAUACCGACAACAAUGAGGGGUACAAACCAGUGCAGAGAACCCAGACCAGCAACAAUCUGGACUCAGUUCAAUUCAGCCGGGUACCACCAAAUGUAAAUCCGGCCGACAGACAACGAAAAUAUCCACCAUUGGUGUUGUCCGAGGAAGAGAAACGACUCUGCAAAAAGGAGGGAAUCACUUUGCCCGACUGUUAUCCCUUAACCAAGAUUGAAGAAAGGGAACUCAAGAGAAUCAGGAGGAAGAUCAGAAACAAGAAGAGUGCCCAGACUAGCCGCAAGCGAAAACAAGUAAGCCUUUAAUAUAUUACCAAACCAUGUGUGGUAUUGUUAAUGAUGAUACCGUUUUUAGGACUACAUAGAUGCUCUUGAACAUCGCGUUGAAAGUUGCACAGAAGAGAACCGCGACCUCAAAAGGCAGAUUGAUCUUCUGACCAAGGAAAACCAGAACAUUACAGUUCAAUUGAGGAAGUUGCAGGCCACUUUGACUGGAUCUUCCAAGAGAACCACACAAGCCGGCACUUGUCUGGCCGUCCUUCUUCUUUCGGCUUGUCUUCUGGUGAUGCCCAAUAUGAAUGGAGUCGUCAAAAACAAGAGUCUGGAGCCACAACUCGCCGAGAUUGAGGCCGUCCAGCCAGAAGAGGCCGAGUCCCGAGGACGGGGAACCAUCGCCGGGUCUAAUGGAUCACUCACCUUGACCUGCGACAACGCCAUCAACAUCAACAAUGCCUCCGGCUUUGGAAAAUCUCGAACUUUGACUUCCGCCCUUCCCGAAGAACUCGGGAGCCUGGAGGCAUUUGAGGAAAAUUUAAUUGAUACGAGUCAACUCAAAGAAAUAACUAUAGAGGACUCGGAUUUCAAUGGAUCAGACCUUGUCGAUGAAUCUAUGACUCAAGAGCUGGUCGAAAACAUUAACCAUGACGUCCAAUUUCAAUCAAAGGACCAGGACCGAGCUUACUUGGCUCCUCAACAGACAGUGAGACGUGUGAUCCUUGCUAACAACCGCGUGGUCGAGAAAUCCAACGACCGUCAAUCGUUUGUCCAACGGAAUGUCCAUCAGUAUGCAUACGAAAAGACUUUAUCCCCACAGGUGGUUUAUAUUUCAAAUGGACCAGAUUCCUUAAGAAGAGCGGCGGAUCAGAAGUAUCAGCGGAUUGUAACUAAGAACCACGGAACCGUUCGCUUGGUCCCCGCCCGCCUUAACCACAACACCACUGUCUUCAAUUAUGGGGAAUCCGAACCCAAGAGGACCAGAUACCAUCAAUAA